Messenger RNA from Saccostrea cuccullata (small rock oyster), 761 nucleotides. RefSeq names its product bursicon-like. The transcript has a single exon. The record is from RefSeq and is a predicted model, not a curated record. NCBI's taxonomy places the organism in Eukaryota, Metazoa, Mollusca, Bivalvia, Ostreida, Ostreidae. The coding region runs from base 11 to 514 and encodes 167 amino acids.
AAACAGAUUCAUGCCCAUCCCAGAUCAGGAUAUGCUUCUCAUAUUAGUGUUUCUACUUGGAGCCACAUCAGGAAUAAUCGACGCUAGAUGUGGAAUUGGAUUCAUUACCGUUCGUCUCCGUCCCGAAAACUGCAAACCGAAACAAGUUCUUGGAUUUGGCUGUCGUGGAACAUGCACAUCAUAUACAAAACCAUCGUACACAGAUCCAGGGUCAGUAGAACGCUUUUGUGAAUGCUGUAGAGAAGGAGAAAGUAUAGAGAGAGGAGUUCUCAUGGAAUGCCAUGACGGUACAGGUAUAUAUAGGAACGUGUCUCUUCCAAUCAGAAUACCAACUUCAUGUUCGUGCCGACCUUGUUCUGCUUUACCUGGAAGAGUGACUCCAGGUGAAGAGGAGCUAUAUGGCCACAGGGGAGGAAAAAGGUCAGAAGGUCAACAACGUACAGAAGCGGAUGCUAAAUUUAUAAUUGACCAUUCAGAAGAACGUGUCAAUCAAUUGAAUGAAAAACAUGUAUAACGAUUCUUUUUCAUGACAGGGUGUGGGUUUUCAAUUUUUUUAAAAUUAAAGAUUGAUUUUGUACCUUUGUAAUAAAAGUUAUUUCGUGAAUUUUGGAUUUUUAUGUAGAGAUUUUUUUCAGCCUGUGUUUGAAAACAAAAAUCUUGCUUGUUGGAACUGAGAAUCAAUUUAAUCGAUCAGAAAAUUUGAGAUAGAAUUGUUUGUUUUCUAUACAACGAAGUGUUACAAGUAUUUGAAAUGAGUAAAU